UUUUUUAUUCUUUACAAGUUAGCCCUUGAUUACAAUCUCACCUUAUGGUAAAUGAUGAUGCAGUCUAAGAUGGAAGCGGGCUAACUUGUUAGGAGGAGCAUGAAAAUCCACACCCCUGUCGGUUUCUACACGGCAUCGUACCGGAACGCUAAAUCGCUUGGCGGUACGUCUUUGCCGGUAGGGUGGUAACUAGCCACGGCCGAAGUCUCCCACCAGCCAGACCUGAGCAAAUUAAGAUAAUCUCAAUCUGCCCAGCCGGGGAUCGAACCCAGGACCUCCGUCUUGUAAAUCCACCGCGCAUACCACUGCGCUACGGAGGCCGUCUCAUUUAACAUUAUCACCCUAAACCCGCCAACCCGCUGUUAAGCAGCGUGAUGGGUCUAAACUCUAUAUCCCCUCUUCUAUAAGGACGGAGGCCCUGCAGUGAAAAAAUCUUAAAAAAAAUAAACAUAUUAUUAUAGCAUGUGUUUUAUAGUUAUAAACAAUGAUAAUUUUAUACUAUAGAUCGGUUACGUUCCUACAAAAUCACCGCUAAAACUGAUCCGAAUAAUAGGCUACAACACUGAGCGCACAAAUAUAUUAAUGAAUAUAUAGUUUUUAUAUUUUCUAAAGCCGUGAUAGCCCAGUGGAAAUGACCUCUGCCUCCAAUUCCGGAGGGUGUGGGUUCGAAUCUGGUCCGGGACGUGCAUCUCCAACUUUUCAGUUGUGUGCAUUUUAAGAAAUUAAAUAUCACGAGUCUCUAACGGUGAAGGAAAACAUCGUGAGGAAACCUGCAUACCAGAGAAUUUUCUUAAUUCUCUACGUGUGUGAAGUCUGCCAAUCCGCAUUGGGCCGCAGCGUGGUGGACUAUUAGCCUAACCCCUCUCAUUCUGAGAGGAGACUCGAGCUCAGCAGUGAGCCGAAUAUGGGUUGAUAACGACGAUAUUUUCUGAACACAACUCGUCAUUGCAGACGAUAUUUAGGUAUUAUUUGUUUAAAUAACGUUCGUUGUUGACCACAACUAACAUUGACCAGAUGAGCGCCUCAUUUUUAAUGACCUAGUAACACAUCUAACAGCAUUUAACAUCAUUGUUUAUAAAAUUAACUUUCCAAUUUUUCAGUGUAUACGUUACUAACGAAGGAAUAUUUAUUUUAUUACUACAUACAAAGCCUAGCGCAAAGUAAUAAAAUCUAUACUAAUAGUAUAAAGCUGAAGAGUUCGUUUGUUUGUUUGAUUCAACGCUCUAAUCUCAGGAACUACUGGACCGAUUUGAAAAAUUCUUUCAGUGUAAGAUAGCCCAUUUAUCGAGGAAGGCUAUAGGCUAUAUAUUAUCCUCCUAUUCCUACGGGAACGGGAACCACGCGGGUGAAACCGCGCGGCGCCAGCUAGUAAUUCCAUAUCAUUGUAAACCCUACUCUAACAAGCAAUUAGUGAACGCUGGGCACCAAUAAUAAAAAUAAACUGCUUAAAACCCAACUAAGACUGAAAUUGAAAUCGAAAUAAAUAUGAUAGUUAUUUUAGUAACGCAGGCUACGUUAAUAGCACUUUAAAAAUUGUAUUAAAAUAAUCACAUCAAGAAAAUGGUUCGAACAAUAUUCAACAAGAUUAUUGCAUGUCUGAUAUUCGUUUCAAUUUACACAGUUGUAGCAUUCGAACCUCCAACAAAAGAAGAACAGAUAGACAAAAUCAACAAAAUGAAUCAAGAAGUGGAACCAUUUAGAAGGAAUUUAACAGAAUGCGCCCGUCAAGUCAAAGCUUCAAUGGUGGACGUCGAAAACUUCUUAAAAAGAAUACCACAAUCAACCAUGCAAGGUAAAUGCUUUGUCGCGUGCAUUUUGAAACGAAAUAAUAUAAUAAAGAACAAUAAGAUAUCAGAAGCGAAUCUUCUAGAAGUUAACAGAGCGGUUUAUGGAGAAGAUGAAGAAGUUAUGUCUCGAUUGAAAUCUGCUAUUAACGAGUGCUUUAGGGCGGUGGAAACGAUUUUUGAAAUUUGCGAGUACGCGUCAGUUUUCAACGAUUGUAUGCAUAUGAAAAUGGAACAUAUUCUUGAUAAGGUGACAAUGGAGAGAAGGAUGGAAGCUCUGGGCCAAAUGACUUCUGACCCCGAUAUCUGGAGUGACGACGAAGACGAACUUCUGAAGUUGGUCAAAGACGAAUUGUAGUUCGUCUGUUCAAUGUUUUUUAUGGAAAUUUUUGUGAAUAAAUUUUACUUAGACAAAAUAUUAAACUCCGCGCCACGAAACAAGUUCCGUAGACGCGGCGCUAAUGUCAUAUUGGCGCUCACUGUCAUUUAAUAAUGGCGACUAAAUUGUCAUUUGUCUAUGGUGCUGUCAAUUUUAGUUCAGUUGUUUGCCGCGGGACUUCGUGGCGCGGAGUCUAGAUACAUAUUUUUGUAACAAUGUGUUACCAACAUAUACAACAAAUAAAAAUACCUUAAAAUGCUUGCUUUGCCCAUAAGUAUGCCACAGUAUAAAUAUCCAUUUUAAACGAGGUAUUUUUAGGGCACGACCCUCGCCUUCGGGUCGUGCCCUAAAAAUACCUCGUUUAAAAUGGGUUUUUUUAGGCCCUUGUAUAAUAAUCUACUAUUAUUGUACGACUUUGUUUACAUUUAUAUAUUACAUAUUCAUGCUAAUUUACAGCUUUCUAGUAUUAAUAGUCACUGCGCUAAACUGCGGACGGACGGACGGACAGACGGACAUGACGAAUAUAUAUAUAUAUAUAUAUAUAAAUAUAUUGUAAAUUAUGCUUUUAGAAUACAAAAUGUUAAACAAACUUAAUAAAAAUUGUUUUUAUUAAAAAUUUGAUAAAAUUAAAGUUUAAAUACUUUCAAAUGAAACGUUACUCCAUCUUUUACUAAACUAUAAGUUUUUGGCCGUUUUUUAUGCCAUUUAACUACACAAACCGGCAUUUUUAGGGUGCUCCUUACACGACGAAAACGAUUACAACAAUGAAACAUCGAUUCUGUAGCAACAGUUUUUAUAAACGCAUUAUAGUCUAUUUUUUUAAAGCAGAGACUGAAAUGACAAUUGGAAACGUAAAACUUAAAAAUAAUGUGACCAGCAUAUAAAGAACG
Molecule: messenger RNA, 3053 nt
Organism: Bicyclus anynana (squinting bush brown)
Lineage: Eukaryota; Metazoa; Arthropoda; Insecta; Lepidoptera; Nymphalidae
Gene: Obp2
Exons: 1
Coding region: 1561-2142 (193 amino acids)
Molecular function (GO): odorant binding
Source: RefSeq, a predicted model, not a curated record